AGCCGUCUCCUGGAUCAGUGUCUUCACAGAUACCAGAGGGUGCAUUUGGUUUUUUGAUUUGUGUCUCAGGAUGAAAGUCUUAAAGGGAGCGCUGCUGCUGCUGCUGCUAGCUGUUGCUAACGCGAAGCCAGACCACCAUCACGAUCACGAUCACGAUCACGAUCACGAUCACGAUCACGAUCACAAUCACAAUCACACGGAUCAAAAGCCUGCGGACCCCGAUCACUGCCAGGUCCUGAAGAUGUAUGGCGAAGACGACGUGCAGCAGAUUUUGGGGGACUGGGUCCUGGUCUGGUCGGUUUCGGACCACCAACAUGGUCAGGACCUCCUGAAGAACCUCAGCAGCUCCCAUGUAGAGAUGAGACUUCAGGAGGACAAUCAGACCCUGAUGUUCAGCAAGAGGAAGCGCUUCAGUGACAACAACUGCAUCAAGAACUACAUCAACAUGUCCAUGGAGCUCCUGCACAACCCCAACCAAAGAAUGCACCCCACCGAAAGCAAGAUUGAGGUUGAUGGAGUCCUCAGUCCCUACAAUGAAACCGCGAUUGUGAAUUUCUACGAGACGUGUCCUAACUGCAUGAUGAUUGUGAUCAAGUCGAAGUCGAUGGGGAACUACCUGAUGAACUACAGGAAGGAGGGUCACCAUCAGGAUUUGGAUCACAUGAAAGCAGAUCACGAUACUCACAGGAAAAUGGCAGAGUGUUUGGGAUUCGACCACGACCAGCCGUACAUCUACGAUGGAGUCGCAGAUUUCUGUCAUAAGAAAUCCUCUCUAGAAAUGGCGGUCGAUCUACCGCCACCGAUGUAGGGCGAAAGAAGAUCGAACAAACAUCCGAGUGUCAACAAACAUGUUGUUCAGCAAACAAUAAAAGCAAAUACUGAAACCUC
Trematomus bernacchii (emerald rockcod) is the source of this 888-nucleotide messenger RNA. RefSeq names its product saxitoxin and tetrodotoxin-binding protein 1-like. The record is from RefSeq and is a predicted model, not a curated record. The transcript has 6 exons. Lineage: Eukaryota; Metazoa; Chordata; Actinopteri; Perciformes; Nototheniidae. Bases 71 to 808 code for a protein of 245 amino acids.